GGACAGAAAGGGAGGAGAGCGGCUAUGGGUGGAUAGAGAUGCUGUUGCCAGGAAACAGCAGCAAUUAGACAUCCACCAACAACGGCAGCAGGAUUAUCUAGUGGAGUAAAGGGAAACAGAGAAUAGUCAUCAUUUUCCCCAUGUUGCUGUACGGAUAAACAAGCUGUCCCUGUGGACUUUUUGGAUGAGGAGAAAUCUUGGGAAUUUAUACUGCAGUGAGAGGAGAAGAUACUCCACAUGAAGAGAAAAAGAGUAACGAGAGAGAGAGAGAGAUCAUGAUGCCAGAGCAGAUGCAUUCCCAUUGAAAGGAUUUUGUGUCUUGGUGGGUGGACGUAGGGGCUGAGAGAUACGCUGACCGCACACACCGCCAAUCUUUCCCCAACAAAGGUGGCCAGGGACGGAGGAAAAGAGGGGGAGUCCAGAACAGAGGUUCCUCCUGUCUUCAGACACCUGCUGCUGGCUCGCUACUGACACUGAAGACACUGUAUGACUGUGUCUGCGCACGAAUAUAUGUGUGUGCAUGUGAACUCAUGAAAUACCGAGAGGAGGAAAUUCACACUGACCCCAUGCUUCUCUGUUGAUGCGGGACUAUUUCCCCUCAAAUCUUUGCAUCAAAGACUGCAGGAGAACGAGAGUACUCUGGCACACCCCGGGAGAGGACCCAAGGGGAUCUUACACUGCUCAUGCCCAUGAAUGGGCUCCACUGAGGCAACGCUACGAAUGGAGAACAUGGAAGUGAAGGACGAGUGGCAGGAUGAGGACUUCCCCAGACCUCUACCAGAGUACGGAGAGAUGGAUGCCUCUUGUGGUCUCACAGACAACAGAGUAUCUCCUCCUAGUUCUCUGCACGUUAGCCCACCUGGAGGAGGAAGCGGGGUGUCCUCAUCUCACCGCAAAAGGCGUACGCUGAUUGCUCCGGAGAUGAACCUGUCAUUGGAUCAAAGUGAAGGUUCUCUGCUGUCAGACGACUUCCUGGACACGCCAGAUGACCUGGACAUCAACGUGGAUGACAUUGAUACACCAGAUGAAACAGACUCGCUGGAGUUCAUAACCAAUGGCAAUGACCUGGAGUGGGAAGAUGAAACCCCGGUGGCCUCGGCCAAAGCAGGUCCUGGUGAGGGUUCAGGAGAAGUGGGAGAGGAUGGACCUGCAAACAAUGGUCGGCUUUGGAGAACAGUGAUAAUCGGAGAGCAGGAACAUCGCAUUGACAUGCAGGUCAUCAGACCUUACCUCCGCGUCAUCACUCAUGGAGGUUAUUAUGGAGAGGGUCUCAAUGCCAUCAUCGUAUUCUCAGCUUGUUAUUUGCCUGACAGCAGCUGUCCAGAGUAUCACUACAUCAUGGAAAACCUCUUUCUGUACGUGGUGAGCAGCCUGGAGAUGCUGGUGGCUGAAGACUACCUGAUCAUCUACAUGAAUGGAGCCACACCUCGGAAUAAGAUGCCCGGGAUCAGCUGGCUAAAGAAAUGCUACCAAAUGAUUGACAGACGAUUAAGGAAAAACCUAAAGGCUCUGGUCAUCGCUCAUCCCACUUGGUUCAUCCGCACUGUCCUGGCUAUAUCCAGGCCUUUCAUCAGUGUGAAGUUCAUGAACAAGAUCCAGUAUGUCCACAGUCUGGAUGAACUGGCCGAGAUCGUUCCCAUGGAGCACGUCCACGUUCCUGACUGCGUGGUGCAAUUUGAUGAAGAGAGGAUUAAAGCCCGGAGGGAAAGAAUGGAGCAGGAACGGCAACAGCAAGAGCAGCAGUCAGUCCCGCAAGAGCCUAUCAAAAAGUCUGAGAGGCCAAAGUCGAUGAUUGUUGGUCAAGGAUUAUGAGUAAGAGAAAGCUGAAGGUGAAGGUAUGAACAGGGCGAGCAGGUCCAGUGAGUCUAUCCCUUCCACCUUGUUUUAUCAACAUCCAGCUGACAUCCAUCCAAACGAGGAACGCUCCGUCCUGUCAUAUUCACCCCAUCGGGAACUCGGUCCUUCUCUCUCCUGAAAGGUUUUACACCCCAACGUGAAAUUGUACAAAGGAAGUGGCUGCUGUCACAAGAACUGUUUGAACUGGAAGCUGCAGUUUUCUGAGCUCCAAAUGUCGGGUUGCUUCGUGAGUUUCUGUGUAGGUGAUAAUUUGGAGAAACGACGUGAACUUGAAAGCUCUUCUGUAUGUGCUCUUUGAAGAAAUUGAUUUCAUAUGUGUUCACAUGUCAAUUUGUAUAGAUAUAAUGUCAAAAGUAGAAGGAGCAAGGGUUAAACAAGACAGAUGCCUUCAUCUUUACUUCUUCUUACCUCAUAACUGCUGUAUCGUGAGGCCUUUUUCGAGUUCUCUCUUAUCUGGUCCCAACAUGUUAUAUACAGCACAUCCUUACAUCCAACAUUCACUGAUGUGACAAUUAUUUGCUGUUUCUGGUCCCAUUUGCUCUGUGAAGCUUUCUUUGUGCCCUUGGUCCUGUACUAUAUGCUGUGCUAUGAUGUGCCUCCAUUAUCUCUGUCUCACUAUUUGGCUUCUCUGGUCUAGACGAUCCAUGUGAUAAAUAUCUAUGAACAUUUGAGCAAUACUUGUUUAUUUUGUAUAUGAUGGCAACAUAAAUAGUCUUUGGCUAGCAUUAAAUGCAUAAGCCUAACAUUUAAAUGACAUACAUAUUAAAUAUCUACUUUCUGUUUGUGAUGGAUAUAAUACCAACCCAACACAUGCAGAGCAUCUACAUUACAUCUACAUUGCAUCCACAAUUUCAUUGUACUUAUACCUGUACAAUGACAAUAAAGCCUAUUCUAUUCUAUUCUAUUCUAUUCUAUUAAUGGAAAGCGGCAAAACAAUCACUACAAAACACACAAGGAUUGCUCUUUUAUAAACUGUAUAUUUCUGAUUAUAGAUUUUUUCCAUAUGGAUCAGCUUAAAUUGAAAAAAAUAUAUUGUAAUUGCCAACUGCAUGAAUGGAUGGGAAUAGGAAUUUUUACAUUUAAUUACUGGUGGCAUCCUUACUUUUAUACGUGGUUAUUUUGGAUAAAUGCCUGUGACAUUACCGAAAGCUUAGACAUCCUAAUGUAUUUUGGUCAUUUGAUGGGGUUAAAAUUAUUAUCAUUAUUGUUUUAAAGUCUUCCAUCUGUUCAACACAUUGUAGCAGGAAGACAGAACAGUGAUAGCCACGGCUGCAUUAUCUGGAUGCUACCAAUGCUGAUUUGCACUAUUGGGUGAAGCUCCAAUGCAAGACUUGAAUAGUGUCAGAAUAGAAUGUGAUUGUUUUAUUUUCAGCAGCUUUUUCAUUGUUGCUAGUGAGACUCAUGCAUUUGUUAAGCUUUUGGUAGGUUGUGGAAAUGUCUAUGCAUCUUUGGUCCAGAAAUGGGACAAAUGAAGCCUGUUUGCUCUCAGUUCUGACUUUGCUUUGGUGCCUCUCUGAAGCAGGAACAUUGAUACAAGGUUCAGCUAUUCUUUGUUUUUCUAUUCUGUCCUUUAAACAAUUUUUUACAGCAGUUAUGUAAAAUAUUCAUCACCUUUGAUGGAGCAGAACCAGCAUGGUAGCAGCUUGUCAGUCUGUGAGGGACGGCUCCUUUUUGUGAAUUGCUCAGUCAAUUGAGUGCCUGCUGCCGAACCAAAAGGAAUUCUACAAACGGGAAGGAAUGUAAAGUAUAUAUUUUUGCUUGAUUAUUUUUAUUUGACCCCAAAAAAAUGCCUGUAGCUAACAUGAUGUUUCCAAAAUGAAAAUCUUCAUUUUGACUGUAAAAGCACAACAUCUAAAAUAUGAGAAAUACUAUGUCUACCAUUCGUCAAGUGUAAAAUGCUUGCUCAGAUUCCGAUUAUUACAUUGACUAUUAUUAUUCCUGGUCUUCAUUUUGCUGUAAAUUUGAAUGAAUAAAUUGC
Molecule: messenger RNA, 3835 nt
Organism: Cololabis saira (Pacific saury)
Lineage: Eukaryota; Metazoa; Chordata; Actinopteri; Beloniformes; Belonidae
Gene: atcaya
Product: ATCAY kinesin light chain interacting caytaxin a
Exons: 13
Coding region: 694-1812 (372 amino acids)
Biological process (GO): apoptotic process
Cellular component (GO): cytoplasm
Source: RefSeq, a predicted model, not a curated record